UUCAUCUUGUCCAGAGUUUCAGUAACUGACCAGCUCACCAGCCAAACACACUGAGAUCAGAUCCCCCUCUAGAGGAGAGAAGAAGAACAACAGCUGCACUUCACCAUGGGACACCCACAUCGUCCUAAAGAGAUAGUCUUUGGAGGUAAAUCACAACACUUCAGAAUUCCGGCUCUUCUCUACGUUGAUAAAUGGAAAAAAUUCCUGGCGUUUGCAGAGAGGCGCACCUGUUGCAACAAAGAUGAGAGUGCAAAGAACCUGGUGAUGAGAACAGGCACCAGGCAGUCAGAUGGAGAAGUGAAGUGGUCUCCCAUAAAGGACUUGAUGAAAGCAACCAAAGAUAAAUACCGCACCAUGAACCCCUGUCCAGUCUUUGAGACAGACACAAGGACACUGUUUCUCUUCUUCAUCUGUAUUAAAGACAAGAUAAAAGAAGGAGACCUUGAGCCAGGCCAAACCUGCUUGUGCUUUGUUAGCACCACGGACGGCGGUGAGACCUGGAGUAACUUAAAAGAUGUGACAGAUGAUUUAGUGGUUGCUGAUAAAAAGCUUUCAGAGUACAAAACCUUUGCAGUGGGACCAGGACAUGGCCUAGAGGUGAGAACCAGUGAUUUUACGAGGCUACUGAUCCCAGCCUAUGUUAAAAUUAGCAAUGAGGAAAGCCACUCUUUGGUUUUGUACAGUGACAAUGGGGGAGAGUCGUGGCAGGCGGGACAGCAGUUGUCUAAGAAGACUUGUGAAUGUCAGGUGGCGAAGAUUCAAGGUGGCGAGCUGUACUGUAAUGCGCGUAAUGACGGGUGUUACCGGAUAGAGGCGCUUAGUUAUAACACAGAGGCCAGUUUUAUCAUAUUACCGAGUCCGUCUCUGAAGGAAACACCCCAUGGGUGCCAGGGUAGUGUGCUAAGUUUCCCUGACCCUAACUCCUCCAACAUGUGGCUCUUCUUCAGUCACCCGACCGAGGGGCCCAAGAGUUGUUGUGAGAGUAAGUGGACACGGAGGGAUCUGGGCAUCUACCUGAGAAAGUCUCUUCAGGGGCCAUGGAGUAAGCCCUUCAUCAUCCACCCAGGGAUAAGUGGCUACUCUGACCUGGCCCAGUGUGAGGAAGAGCAUCGCUUUGCCUGCCUGCUGGAGUGUGGAAAGUUCUGCCAGCUAAAGAUCGUCUUUAAGGAGUUUACACUCGGCGAGGUUCUAAACCCAGGUCAAGUAGUCAGCGGAAGUUCUUGUAGUCCUUGCUGUAUUUGUGGCAGUUGCUGCCUUCUGUGAAAUAUCUUCACACAAAAAGAAAGUAUCCCAUGAAAUCUUUGAAUAAGUACAGUCAAUCUAUUCAUUGUAUGUAUUUGGAUCAUUUUCUGAAAAAUACUUUUAUGAUAUCUACGCACUGAAAAAAAAAAAAAAACUGCACAUCUAACCAGGUGUUAUUAAUCUGAUGUUAUGAUAAAAAAUAGUUAGUAUUGCUUUUAGUAUAGCCUAAAGAAAAACAAUCACAGGCUAUCGCUAUAUAGCUAAAUGCAUGGGUGCUCUCACUUAGGCUAUUUCUCCCUGUCUGGGAGCUACGGACUGUGUGCUUUGGACUACACCAAAAUACAUUCAACUAUUAAUAUGACAAUGACAAUGUUAACCAAACCUACUGGAUUAAGAGUCAUUGCAUGAGGAAACCAGGCAGAGUUCGGAAGAUGGGGGUUGGCCAAAUCGGCUCAUACUUUGUAUAUGUGAUAAGUAUGUGGAACUAUGAACAGCCAUAUACUUAAAACCCUCCAGCUGUUUUUUGCUAUGAAAUUCUGGGACCCCUCUCAGAGACCCUCAAAUAUCUAACAAUUCAUGGCUGAAAAUGACUGAAAUUGCCAUUUCUCAUGACACAUGAACCCUACUGUAACCCUAACAUAACAAUGACAAGAAAUGAAUGACACAUUAUAUCAUAAACAUAUGACUUGUUUAUGAUGUUCAUGACACAUUCAUGACAGUGUAAUGUCACUCUCAUGUAGAUACCUUCAAGUAAAGUGUAACUUUGGACACACCACUUUUCAUAAAGAUGUU
Molecule: messenger RNA, 2034 nt
Organism: Sardina pilchardus (European sardine)
Lineage: Eukaryota; Metazoa; Chordata; Actinopteri; Clupeiformes; Clupeidae
Product: sialidase-3-like
Exons: 3
Coding region: 106-1263 (385 amino acids)
Biological process (GO): ganglioside catabolic process; oligosaccharide catabolic process
Cellular component (GO): cytoplasm; membrane; intracellular membrane-bounded organelle
Molecular function (GO): exo-alpha-sialidase activity
Source: RefSeq, a predicted model, not a curated record